Messenger RNA from Solanum verrucosum, 2286 nucleotides. RefSeq lists its product as uncharacterized. Bases 1 to 2286 code for a protein of 761 amino acids. The record is from RefSeq and is a predicted model, not a curated record. Gene Ontology annotation, biological process: DNA transposition. Gene Ontology annotation, molecular function: zinc ion binding; DNA binding; transposase activity. NCBI's taxonomy places the organism in Eukaryota, Viridiplantae, Streptophyta, Magnoliopsida, Solanales, Solanaceae. The transcript has 2 exons.
AUGACGGAACAAUGUGGUUAUGACAAGGAAUCUGUGGUAUUUUGGCACAAGUAUGGUUUAAACUCUUAUAUGGUUCGAUUAGUUGGGAGUAAUAUGGAAACCGCUAAAGUUGGUACUUGCAUUCCAAAGGACAGAGUAGUUGAGAUAUAUUUUGAACAUUUGAAUUUUUAUCAUGAUGAUAAUCAAUGUGGAAAUGAGAUGAAAAAUAAUUCUUUGCUGGCAAAUGACACAGAGGCACACAGUGAUGAAUUUGACGAUGAAGAUUUUAAUGAUUCUGACUAUUCUUUGGAGGAGGAUGAUUUGUUAUUUUUAAAAAAUGUUGAUCCUUCUGUUGAAUCUUUUGGGAUCAAUAUAACUGUGAAAAAUAAGAAAAAUGAUGGAAAUCAAAAUUAUGUAAGUGAAGAGAUGCAUAGAAAGAUGCAGAAUGAGGAGGGUGACUCAGAUUGUGUAGAUUUUGAUGAUACAAAGAGUUUGAAUAGUGAUUGCGAUUCUGAAUUUGAAGAUUGUAACUUUCCAAAGCAUAACCCAAAAAUAGGUGCCUUUAAUCCUAAAUUAGAGCUGGGAAUGGUAUUUGAUAACAAAAAGGAAUUCAAGGAAGCCGUGGUUGCAAAUCAAGCCAAAAUAGGAAAGUCAAUUCGGUGGACCAAAGAUGACAGAGAAAGAGCUAGGGCCAAAUGCAGAACUAAUGCUUGUAAGUGGAGGAUAUUGGGAUCACUAAUGCAAAGGGAUAUAUCUACUUUUCAAAUCAAGACGUUUGUUUCCGAGCAUACUUGUUUUGGGUGGAACUAUAACAACAAAACCAUCAAUUCUAGUUGGAUUGCAAGGAAGUAUGUUGAUAGAGUUAAAUCAAAUAAGAACUGGAGAACAUCAGAAUUCAGAGAUACAUUGAGUAGGGAAUUAAAGUUGCAUGUGAGUAUGCAUCAAGCAAGAAGGGCAAAGGAAAAAGCUAUUGCAAUGAUCGAUGGAGAUAUAAAUGAUCAGUUUGGUAUAUUAUGGAAUUAUUGCAAUGAAAUUGUUCGAACUAAUCCUGGAACUUCUGUUUUCAUGAAACUAACUCCAAAUGAGAUUCUGAAUAAGCCAAUGAGAUUUCAGAGGUUUUAUAUUUGUUUUGCAGCUUGUAAAGCAGGAUUUAAGGCUGGUUGUCGAAAGAUUAUUGGGGUCGAUGGAUGUUGGCUGAAGAAUACUAUGUAUGGGGCACAAUUGCUAUCAGCUGUUACUUUGGAUGGAAACAAUAACAUCUUUCCAAUAGCUUAUGCAAUAGUCGAGAAAGAAAAUAAGGAAAUAUGGCAAUGGUUCUUAACCUACUUGAUGAAUGAUCUUGAGAUUGAAGAGCAAUACUUGUGGACUUUUAUGUCAGAUAAGCAAAAAGGGCUCAUUGAAGCUUUUGAUUUAGUGUUGCCUGGUGUUUCUCAUAGAUUUUGUGUGCGACAUUUGCAUAACAAUUUCAAGAGAGCUGGAUAUUCUGGAAUGGCUUUAAAAAAUGCUCUUUGGAAGGCAGCUUCAGCAACAACUAUUGACAGGUUUGAUGCUUGUAUGAUUGAUUUGGUUGAAUUAGAUAAAGAUGCUUAUGCAUGGCUUUCUGCUAAAGUGCCUAGUGAAUGGUCAAGAUCACAUUUCUCGCCUCUUCCUAAAUGUGACAUUCUUUUGAACAACCAAUGUGAGGUUUUUAAUAAGUUUAUUCUUGAUGCAAGAGAUAAACCAAUUGUUAAACUUUUGGAGACCAUUAGGCACUUACUCAUGACAAGAAUUAAUUCUAAUAGGGAGAAAGCUGAAAAAUGGAACUUGAAUGAUAUUUGUCCUACUAUUAAGAAGAAGUUAGCCAAAACUAUGAAGAAAGCUGCUAUUUAUAUUCCCCAAAGGUCGAACAUGUGGAACUAUGAGGUAAUUGGGCCGGUCGAAGGUGAUAAUUGGGCUGUUGACUUAUAUAACAGAACCUGUAGUUGUAGGCAAUGGGAAUUAUCAGGAGUUCCUUGUAAACAUGCUAUAUCCUCGAUUUGGUUGAAAAAUGAUGAGGUUUUAAACUAUGUUGAUGAUUGCUACAAGGUUGAUACAUAUCGAAAAAUUUAUGAAGCUUCAAUAUUGCCCAUGAAUGGCCCUGAUUUAUGGCCUAAGUCACUGAAUCCUCCACCAUUUCCACCGUCUUACUUGAAUAAUAAGAAGAAAGGAAAGAAACAAAAAUUAAGAAGGAAAGAAGAUGAUGAGCCAGGGGCUAGCAGGAUGAAGUUAAAACGGAAACAAAAAUCAGUUGAUUUUUCUCCUCAGAUGAUAUUGAAAUUCUUCCGUUGA